CAAACGAGACGAACAGGGCAUUAGUUUAUCAUUCUCUCUCUAAUCUUCAUUUCUCUUUUUCUCUCUCCUCCCUUUCUUCCCUCUCCCCUUUCCUAAUUUAAUUUAUCUUCUUCGUCAAUUUUAUUUCCAUUUCCAUUUCUAUCUCUAUUUCUCGCCCCUCCUCCGCUCGCGCGCACGACGUGGGAUUUGUUCACGGAGGCCAAAAGGAGGGAAAAAAAAAAGGAAUAAAGGGGAUCUCUCUUUCUCUCUCAUAAUUCGUUCCCUUGUUCCAUUACGACACGCCGACGAUACGGCCGAGAGAUUCGAUCAAUUCGGGCCCACGGCGUGGUGGCUGAGAUGAAUUCUGGCCGAUUUUGUCAAUUAAUCGGGCGGUAGGGCAGCGCGAUGUCGAAUGCUCGGCCCGCAUAGCCCGGUAGGCUGCUCAGCCCGCAUAGUCCCGGUAGGCCGCCACGAAACCCCCGCUCCGAUCUCCCCUACCGCGACCAUGGAAGUGGAUGCCUCCAUGUCGACGGAAUCCAACCACGAUCCGGCCGCCGCCAAUCACCAUGACGACCCGUCAGAGUCCUCUGUCUCCUCGCCAGCGCCGGUUCCUCCGGAGGGGUCGCCGUCUCUGCAGCAGCAGCAGCAGCCCGCCGCCACCGCCGCCGCCGCCGCCGGGCCCCGUCCCGCGCCGAGCUACUCGGUGGUGAACGCGGUCAUCGAGAAAAAGGAGGACGGGCCGGGAUGCCGGUGCGGGCACACGCUCACCGCCGUCGCUGCUGUUGGGGAGGAAGGCACGCCCGGGUACAUCGGGCCGAGGCUUAUUCUCUUCGGCGGCGCCACGGCUCUCGAGGGCAAUUCCGCCGCCCCGCCGUCCUCCGCCGGAAGCGCUGGCAUCCGUCUCGCAGGUGCAACUGCUGACGUCCAUUGUUACGAUGUGUUGUCAAAUAAAUGGACAAGGCUGACACCACUUGGGGAACCACCGUCACCAAGGGCUGCACAUGCUGCGACUGCUGUGGGCACCAUGGUGGUAAUUCAGGGUGGAAUUGGCCCUGCUGGUUUGUCUGCGGAGGAUCUUCAUGUUCUGGACUUAACACAACAGCGACCGCGGUGGCAUAGGGUUGUUGUCCAAGGACCUGGCCCUGGACCACGCUAUGGACAUGUGAUGGCUUUGGUGGGGCAAAGAUUUCUAUUAGCUAUUGGUGGAAAUGAUGGGAAGCGGCCUUUAGCUGAUGUUUGGGCCCUAGACACUGCUGCCAAGCCUUACGAAUGGAGGAAGUUGGAACCAGAAGGUGAAGGCCCACCUCCGUGCAUGUAUGCAACUGCAAGUGCACGCUCUGACGGUCUUCUUCUGCUAUGUGGAGGGAGGGAUGCAAACAGUGUGCCUCUAUCAAGUGCGUAUGGUCUUGCAAAACAUAGAGAUGGACGUUGGGAGUGGGCUAUUGCUCCUGGUGUCUCUCCAUCCCCUCGAUACCAACAUGCAGCUGUUUUUGUCAAUGCACGGCUUCAUGUAUCUGGCGGGGCUCUUGGUGGUGGGCGCAUGGUAGAAGAUUCUUCAAGCAUUGCAGUAUUGGAUACUGCUGCUGGGGUCUGGUGUGAUACAAAAUCUGUUGUCACGAGCCCCAGGACAGGGAGAUACAGUGCAGAUGCAGCUGGUGGGGAUGCUUCUGUUGAGCUUACACGCCGUUGUCGGCAUGCGGCUGCUGCAGUUGGUGAUUUGAUUUUUAUUUAUGGAGGGUUACGCGGCGGUGUGCUUCUUGAUGACCUACUUGUUGCUGAAGAUCUGGCUGCUGCUGAAACAACAAGUGCAGCUUCCCAUGCUGCAGCGGCUGCAGCGGCUGCCAAUGUGCCAGUAGGACGGUCAUCUGGAACACUUGGAAGAUACACAUAUGCUGAUGAAAGAUCAAAACAAACUAUUCCAGAAGCCGUUUCUGAUGGUGCAGUUGUGCUUGGCACUCCCGUUGCCCCUCCUGUUAAUGGGGAUAUGUACACUGAUAUAAGCACUGAAAAUGCCAUGCUGCAGGGACCAAGGAGACUGAGCAAAGGUGUGGAAUAUUUGGUUGAAGCCUCAGCAGCAGAGGCUGAGGCAAUUAGUGCUACUCUGGCUGCUGCUAAAGCCCGGCAACUUAAUGGUGAAGCCGAGCAAUUGCCUGACAUGGGUCAUGAUUCAGAGGCUACUCCAAGUGGAAAACAAAUCUCAAGCUUGAUAAAACUUCCUGAUACUUCUCUUCUAAACAAUUCUGCACCAGCUGGGGUUCGGCUACAUCACAGGGCGGUAGUUGUAGCUGCAGAGCCAGGGGGUGCUUUGGGUGGUAUGGUUAGGCAGCUUUCCAUUGAUCAGUUUGAAAAUGAAGGCAGGAGAGUCAGCUACGGUACCCCUGAGAGUGCAACUGCAGCUAGGAAAUUGCUAGAUCGGCAGAUGUCUAUCAGUAGUGUGCCUAAAAAGGUUAUUGCACAUCUUUUAAAACCCCGUGGUUGGAAGCCUCCUGUACGCAGGCAGUUCUUUUUGGAUUGCAAUGAAAUUGCAGAUCUCUGUGACAGUGCUGAAAGAAUAUUUACAAGUGAGCCAAGUGUUUUGAACAUUAAGGCUCCUGUUAAGAUCUUUGGCGAUUUGCAUGGUCAGUUUGGGGACCUUAUGCGCUUGUUUGAUGAGUAUGGUGCUCCUUCGACGGCAGGGGACAUAGCUUAUAUUGAUUAUCUCUUCUUGGGAGACUAUGUUGAUCGUGGCCAGCAUAGUUUGGAAACUAUUACUCUUCUUCUAGCAUUGAAGGUUGAGUAUCCUCAUAAUGUGCAUUUAAUUCGUGGGAACCAUGAGGCAGCAGAUAUCAAUGCUCUAUUUGGCUUCCGGAUUGAGUGCAUUGAACGAAUGGGAGAGCGAGAUGGAAUCUGGGCUUGGCACCGCAUAAAUCGACUAUUUAAUUGGCUCCCUUUGGCUGCACUAAUUGAGAAGAAGAUUAUCUGCAUGCAUGGUGGCAUUGGUAGGUCCAUAAAUCAUGUGGAGCAGAUUGAGAACCUUCAACGACCAAUUACAAUGGAGGCAGGAUCGAUUGUUCUAAUGGAUCUGCUUUGGUCCGAUCCAACAGAGAAUGACAGUGUUGAAGGAUUAAGACCAAAUGCUAGGGGCCCAGGCCUAGUUACUUUUGGGCCUGACCGUGUAAUGGAGUUCUGCAACAACAAUGACCUGCAGUUGAUAGUACGAGCACAUGAAUGUGUGAUGGAUGGUUUUGAACGUUUUGCUCAGGGACAUUUGAUUACUCUUUUCUCUGCCACUAAUUAUUGCGGCACAGCAAAUAAUGCAGGUGCAAUUCUAGUUCUGGGAAGAGACCUUGUGGUUGUUCCAAAACUUAUUCAUCCGUUACCCCCUGCCAUUAGUUCACCCGAAGCAUCACCAGAGCAUAUCGAGGAUACAUGGAUGCAGGAGCUUAAUGCCAACAGACCACCAACGCCAACGAGGGGCCGCUCUCAAGCAGCAAAUGAUCGAAGUUCUCUUGCCUGGAUAUAGCAUUCUGUCACAUGUUGAUAUAGUCAUUCCUCUUCUAUGAUCUGAGGCUCCCUCCUGGUGGGGAUCUGGCUGUUUCUCAUUUAGACACAAGGGAUCAUCUUGUGAGAUUUAGGAGCCAACCAUGAUGGUACCGACGGAGGUCAGCAGAAAGAUCCAUCUUUGAAAUUACAGAGCAGCGGCUAACCCGGGGUGAAAUGUGUGAGCGGCAUGUAAAUCCAUAAUGCCCUCCAAGUGGUUGAUUCGCUAAACUAGUUUGAUCCAGAGUUGCCUGGGUUCCUGCAAAACUUCACCUGUGUAUAUUCAACAUUGCUGGCAGAUAGGUGAGUGUACGUGGUCUCCUGUGUUGCCCAUGGGAAUGAUGAAUAGGCUUACCUUUAUUAGGUAUUCUUUCUUAUGCUUGGAUUCUUCUGUUGAGAAGACAUUAUAGUGUUGGUGAGAGCAAUGCUGAGUUCUACAGCCCAUACUGGCAGAGGCAUGUAUAAUAGAUAUUUACGACAGCACAUUUUCAUUGUAAUUUUCUGGUGCUGUGAUGUACAACAAUGUAAGUUUUGAAUGGAUAGCAUAUAUUUGAGGUUUGCCGUAGAAAUUGUUUAUUCU
Elaeis guineensis (African oil palm) is the source of this 4078-nucleotide messenger RNA. RefSeq names its product serine/threonine-protein phosphatase BSL3. NCBI's taxonomy places the organism in Eukaryota, Viridiplantae, Streptophyta, Magnoliopsida, Arecales, Arecaceae. Gene Ontology annotation, biological process: brassinosteroid mediated signaling pathway. The record is from RefSeq and is a predicted model, not a curated record. Gene Ontology annotation, molecular function: protein binding; phosphoprotein phosphatase activity.